This is a messenger RNA of Otolemur garnettii (small-eared galago), 2647 nucleotides long. RefSeq names its product transmembrane protein 33 (gene TMEM33). The coding region runs from base 338 to 1081 and encodes 247 amino acids. Gene Ontology annotation, cellular component: membrane; endoplasmic reticulum. The record is from RefSeq and is a predicted model, not a curated record. The transcript is spliced from 7 exons. Lineage: Eukaryota; Metazoa; Chordata; Mammalia; Primates; Galagidae. Gene Ontology annotation, biological process: membrane organization; endoplasmic reticulum tubular network organization.
CACUUCCGGGCUCGGUACGACGCUGGGCCGGCGGCGUUAUUUAGGGCCUCUGGCCGCAGGUCCUCCCCGGUUCCGGUCAUUCUGAAAAGCCCGCUGUGAUCUCGGCGGGGCCGGAGAGGUACUUCCCGGCCGCUGCACGUGCCCCCGACCCGUCGGCUGCACGGGGCGGGCGAGGCCCUUCCCGGUGCAGGUUCGGAGUUCCGUCGGGGCCAGCGGGCCUGUGUGCGGCUCGAGUCCGGGAAGCCGGUUACCCGGGUCGGGGCUCGGCGCUGACGUUCUGACCCUUCUUUCUUCUCUCUCUGUACUGAAGCGUCGCAGACGCUUGUGUGAGUCCCUCAUGGCAGAUACGACCCCGAACGGCCCCCAAGGCGGGGGCCCUUUGCAAUUCAUGAUGACCAAUAAACUGGACACAGCAAUGUGGCUAUCUCGCUUGUUCACAGUUUACUGCUCGGCCUUGUUUGUUCUGCCUCUUCUUGGGUUGCAUGAAGCAGCAAGCUUUUACCAACGUGCUUUGCUGGCAAAUGCUCUUACCAGUGCUCUGAGGCUACAUCAAAGAUUACCACAUUUCCAGUUAAGCAGAGCAUUCCUGGCCCAGGCUUUGUUAGAGGACAGCUGCCACUACCUGUUGUAUUCACUCAUCUUUGUCAAUUCCUACCCUGUUACAAUGAGUAUUUUCCCAGUCUUGUUAUUCUCUUUGCUUCAUGCUGCUACAUAUACGAAAAAGGUCCUUGAUGCAAAGGGUUCAAAUAGUUUACCUCUGCUGAGAUCCGUCUUGGACAAAUUAAGUGCUAAUCAACAAAAUAUUCUGAAAUUCAUUGCCUGUAAUGAAAUAUUCUUGAUGCCUGCUACAGUUUUUAUGCUUUUUAGUGGUCAAGGAAGUUUGCUCCAGCCUUUUAUAUACUAUAGGUUCCUUACUCUUCGAUACUCCUCUCGAAGAAAUCCAUAUUGUCGGACUCUGUUUAAUGAACUGAGGAUUGUCGUUGAACACAUUAUAAUGAAACCUGCCUGCCCUCUGUUUGUGAGAAGACUUUGUCUCCAGAGCAUUGCCUUUAUAAGCAGACUGGCACCGACAGUUGCAUAGUUUACCAUGCAGUCGAGCUGUACAUACAAUACAAGCAUUAUUAGCAGCUGGUACUUCUGCUAGGGGUUGUAAUUCCAGGUGUUACACUGACCUCAAUCCAAUUUACAUAAUUUACGUAAAUGCAUCUCAAUGGAAAAAUAAUCAUUUUCCUAGCAUGUUAAAUCAAGCUUAAAAAGUUUUGAGUAAAUUUUUCUAUGCUGUGUUGCUAAUGGUCAAGGAAGUUUGUAUCUCGUGAUAAAAAUUACCAGUUUUCUUUUUUAGAUACUGUUGUGCCUACAUCAUGAAAUACAUUUAUUUCUCUGGUAAAAAUAACUCUAAAUUUUGUUUCAGUAUAGUUAGUAACCUGAAUUUGGCAUGAGUUAAGGUAAUAUUAACAUGACAAUUUGGUAGAUUUUGAGACAGUAUUCUUCCAUUUAGUAAUUUUGGUUCAUAAUUUUAACAGAAGCACUUCUCACUGUAUUUAACUUUCAGUUGUUGCUGAAUUGACUUUGUGCUGCUGAAUUCUGUAUGUACCUUAUGCUCUGACCUACAAUUUUAUUUCUAUGAUUCCUGCUGUGGCUUUGAGUAUUUUUUAAAAGACUCAAUUUGUAAGCCUUUUAUCCAAUUGGAUAAAUAAAUACUUGGGUCACCUAACCAUUUUACAAUAGAAAGCAGUAACACAGAUUUCCUUUCAUAGACCCGCUGAGUAACAUUUCUCAAAUAGGAAGUCCUUCUCUUACAAUAUGGACACAUAGGUUAUUAGUAUUAUUAUAAUUCAUAGAAUUACCUAGUUCAGAUUCCUGACGGGAAAUUUUCUGUUUCUUAGGCUUGAAGUUUUAUAGACGGUUGUAGCAGUUUAGAUGCCUUUUGAAAAGAAUGUAACUGAAGAUUGAUCAUUUGACUAUACUCGUGUCUGUUCUGAAGUACUAAUGAGAAGCCUCCUGUAGAUUACAUAUUUACAUAUCAAAUCUGAUUGACAGGUUGAAUGGAAGGGUUGAUAGGUGAGCUGAUUGACUGGGAAUGGACUGGGGGAGGACCUGUGGGGUGGGGGAAUAAUGGCAUUUCAGUCUUGUAAUAGAAAAUUUGGGGGAAUUCAAUAUAUUAUGCAACUGUGAUUUGGGUUGUAUAAUGUGUUCUGUUCAUUGAGCUCCCAUAAAUUCUUUCAUGGAAUUCAUGCUGAUCCUCAUGACUUUUGCACGAUUGGGAAUGUGUAAAACAUUGCACAGUUGUAGUACUGAGUAACAGUGGUUUUGUAACCAAUUUUCCUCUGUCUGCAUGUAAUUUGGAUUUCUCAGAUACGUUUAUUAGUAACUUACCAGUAACAUCAGUUUUCUUUCUGUUCAAUUUCUUAAUCUUUAGAAAAAUUAUAUACUUAAGGUAGAUUACAAGAAAAAUUCUACUUGAUAGCUCAGCUAGAACCGCCUAUUUUUAUAUUUUUGUACUAUUUAUCCACUAAGUUGGAGAAGCAGCCUCAUAACCUGCAGUUGGUUUUGUGUCUGUCUGGUGAGCCUCCUUAUCACUAUACGUGUAAUCUGAUGGUUUAAACUAACUUUCUAGAGCAAUAAAUUGACUAUAAUGUCAAGUAAA